This is a messenger RNA of Caenorhabditis angaria, 327 nucleotides long. NCBI's taxonomy places the organism in Eukaryota, Metazoa, Nematoda, Chromadorea, Rhabditida, Rhabditidae. The record is from the annotation of a GenBank genome assembly.
AUGUGGCUAUCGAAAAAAAAACGUCAUUUAUCAAGAUUACUUUAUCUCAAAAAGGUAGGCGGUACAAAAUAAAAAAUCGAUUACCAUAAUCUUCAGAAUUAUUCAAUAUUUCAGCGUUUUCAAAAAACGAAUCGAAUUAUGAAACGAUCGGCGCCAUGGGGAGACAAUAAUAAGAGAGCACGAAAGAUUCGAAGAUUGGAAAAUGUCCUAAAUCCAUUCAAUGAACGAGGAGAAUUGCGAGAAGUAGAAGGAAUGUUUAGCAUUGGAACAACCUAUCAGCGAAUAUACCGACAAAUCAGAAAUAUCUUAUUCGCCAAGUCGGUAUGA